Molecule: messenger RNA, 669 nt
Organism: Uloborus diversus
Lineage: Eukaryota; Metazoa; Arthropoda; Arachnida; Araneae; Uloboridae
Exons: 3
Coding region: 45-659 (204 amino acids)
Biological process (GO): endonucleolytic cleavage in 5'-ETS of tricistronic rRNA transcript (SSU-rRNA, 5.8S rRNA, LSU-rRNA); small-subunit processome assembly; endonucleolytic cleavage in ITS1 to separate SSU-rRNA from 5.8S rRNA and LSU-rRNA from tricistronic rRNA transcript (SSU-rRNA, 5.8S rRNA, LSU-rRNA)
Cellular component (GO): nucleolus
Molecular function (GO): RNA binding
Source: RefSeq, a predicted model, not a curated record
UUGCCGUCACCUGUAUCUGUCAUCGUUGACUUUAAUAUUCAAGCAUGGAGGAAGAAACAGAGUUCGAUCCUUUAGAGAAAUUAACCAAAAAAGUUAAAAAGCCCGGAGUUAUCUAUUUGAAUUUCAUUCCAAGAUACAUGACCGUUAAAAAAGUAAGAGAAUAUUUUUCUGAAUUUGGAGAAGUGCGUCGUCUUUUUCUGAAACCUGAGAAAAGAAAAAAGCCUGGAAAACCUAGUAAAUUUUUUACGGAAGGUUGGAUUGAAUUUACCAGCAAGAAAACAGCAAAACAUGUGGCUGAAUGCUUAAAUGGUGUACAAGUUGGUGGUAAAAAGCAUACACCUUUUUAUGACGCUUUGUGGAGCAUAAAAUAUCUGAAAAAGUUUCAGUGGAGUCAACUUAAUGAAAAGAAAGCUUAUGAAAAAGCUAGAAAGGAACAAAGAAUGAGAGCAGAAAUUGCACAAGUGAAAAGGGAAGUAAAUUUUUAUACCAAAGGUGUUGAAAAAUCAAAGAGACAAAAAGUGAAGGAUAUUCCAGAAAAUGAAGCUACAAGUAAUGUCCAUUUAACAAAACCACGUCUAAUAGAUACAAUUGGCAAAGAGAGUAAAUCUGCAGAUGAAAGAUGUUCUCUUUUACUUCGACAAGUAUUUGGGACAAACUAAAAUCUAUUUA